Hypoxylon fragiforme is the source of this 1855-nucleotide messenger RNA. RefSeq lists its product as uncharacterized. Gene Ontology annotation, cellular component: nucleus. Gene Ontology annotation, molecular function: RNA binding. The coding region runs from base 254 to 1597 and encodes 447 amino acids. The record is from RefSeq and is a predicted model, not a curated record. The transcript is spliced from 7 exons. Lineage: Eukaryota; Fungi; Ascomycota; Sordariomycetes; Xylariales; Hypoxylaceae.
CUGCAGCAGGCUGGACUCUUUUAGCAACGCUGCUGCCGCGCCUUCAACAUAAUUUUACACAUUAACUUUUCCUGCGCCUCACGCCUCACGCCUUCACCUCACACCUUACCUUUUUUUUUUUUUUUCCUUCACUCUUUCUUACAAUUUGAAAAUAAUUAAAAAUCGCGCGCGUACUGUCCUAUCCAUUUCGGACAUUGACACAAUUAUUAACCCUUUACUACUUCCUUAGUUAGUCACUACGCUGCAUUCGAUCAUGGACGAUAGCGAGCGACGUACCGCGAAAAGGUCUCGGUUUGACCAGACAGAGCCGGAGCCGCGCCGUUCUAGAUUUGAUCGCAGGUCUCGCUCUCCUCCCACGAAGCGAUCCUCGGAACCCGGUCGCGAUCGUAGUCCCUUGGGAAGAGAAGGUGACAAUGGUGUAGCUGAACCCAAGAAAGCUUCUGUUGAUCCGGCUGCCGCUGCAGCUGCCGCCGCCGCCAAGAUCAAUGCUCAAAUCCAGGCGAAGAAAGGUGUCCAACAUGUAGAUGUACCGCCAAUCAAGUCUGCAUCUUCUGCCUCACCCAACCCGAACGCUGCGAACUCACCUGGCGGACAUGCUUCCGCGAACAUCAAUGGCGAGAUGUACAUUGCCGACGGCGACUAUAUUAAGGACAUCGAAGUAAACGACUUGCGAAAUCGUUACCUACUCACCAAGAGUUCAACUCAGAAGAUGAUAAAAGAGGAUACCGGAGCUGAUGUCACGACACGCGGAAACUAUUACCCCGAUAAGAGCAUGGCAACUCCUGCGAACCCUCCUCUAUACCUCCACAUCACGAGCACCUCAAAGACCGGCCUCGAGGCUGCCGUUGCUAAGAUCGAGGAGAUGAUGAAACAAGAACUCCCUAACCUAGUCGAUGAGCGACGUUUCCGACGCCGAGACCAGGAGCAGGUUGAACGUGAUGAGUUUGGACGACGCAAAUGGCCAGAGUCUAAGAUACCGAUCGGUCUUGAGGAGAUCCGCGGCUUUAACCUUAGGGCCCAGAUUGUUGGGCAUGGCGGUUCUUACGUCAAGCACAUCCAGCAAGAGACUGGAUGCCGUGUCCAGAUCAAAGGCCGCGGUUCGGGCUAUCUGGAAGCCUCAACUAACCGUGAAAGCGAUGAUGAUAUGUAUCUCCAUGUCGCUGGACCCGAUCCUAAGAUGGUUGAUAAAGCAAAAGAGCUCUGCGAAGAUUUAAUUGCUAAUGUCAAAGAACAAUACGAGGAGUUCAAGAGUCGUCCACCACGCCCGCAUUUCAGCGGUGGCCACGGUGGUGGUGGUGGCGGAGGCGGCGGCGGCGGCGGCGGCGGUGGAUACGGCGAGAGAUCUUACGGCGACAGAUCGUACGGUGGUGGUGGUGGUGGUGAUAGGUAUAAUGACAGACAGGGAAGUGGAUCGGGUUCUUAUGGCGGCGGAUACGGCGGUUACAACAACUCACCCGCUCCAGUUGCUACCUCCGCCUCACCUGCACCCCCUGGCCAAGGAAGCCCGCCCGGUGCAAACAAUGAUUAUGCUGCUCAGUACGCCCAAUACUACGGUGGCCAAGACCCGUAUGCUGCGUACGGCGGUUACACUGCGUAAGUGAUCCCGUUACGAGCCAGAAUGGACUAUUGCUGACUUGAGUACAGAUAUAUGCAGUACUACCAGCAGUACUAUGCCGCGGCGCAGGCUGCCCAGCAAGGAUCGGGCACACCUCCUGUGCCAGGUGCCUCGGCCUCUCCGCCUCCACCACCUCCACCCAGCGAGGCUCCCCCGCCGCCGCCUCCUGGAGGAUCUGCGCCUCCCCCACCCCCUCCUCCACCUGGAUCGGGAAGCUAUGGAGCCGUAUGUUCUUCACUG